AUGGGACUAACUAUAACUCCAUUGGAAGGUCAACCUCUUGGUGCCAAGGUUACGCUGCCUGAGGGCUGCCAUGAUCCUAGUACAUUAUCAGCUGAAGAUUUCAAAACGUUGUACGACGGGCUGCAUGAGCAUUUGGUGCUUGUUAUUCCUGGAAUGAAAGAUUUAUCACCGGAAUCUCAAUGGAAAUUAACCACGAUGUUUGAUCCAACUUGUGACCAGACUGGAAAGUCCUAUGGACAUGGGAAGGAGUUCCGACACGACAAGUCUGUCUUAAGGAGGGACGGUACUUCCAUCCCGGCCUUUCCCCAGGUUCAAGUUUUGGGCCAGGGCGACUGGCCCGCUGGUCAUGAAGGGUUGGAAGCUUUCACUUUGCGGCAUCCUGUUCAUUUUGACUUCCACAAGAGUCCUUUGACCGAUGAAGAAGCUUAUCAAAAGAAUUUAACGAGAUUUUACAGAUGGCAUAUUGAUUCAGCACUGUAUGAUCUGUCACCUCCCGUUUGCACGACUCUGCUGGGUAUUCAUGUUCCACCACACUCUAGAAAGCAAAAGAUAGUGUACGAUGACGGUGAUGAGCUAGAACUGACACAAGGGGCCACUGCGUUUGUUUCCGGAGCUAGGGCAUUCGAUCUUCUAUCCCCAGAAGAGCAGAAAAGAGCUCUAGGCGCCAAAGUUGUCUACGCUCCUCAUCCAUAUAUAUUCAUUUCGCCAGCAAGAGCGACAUCUGAUGGUCUGACAAUGGUAUCUGAGAAAAAAGAGAUGCCACUAGAUGCACUUCCACCUUGGGAAGAGUCAAAGGUGAAGGAACUACCGCUCGUCUGGACUAAUCCGGUGACUAAGAAGCAUCAUCUUCAAGUUCACGGUUGCUGUAUUUAUCGCCUGAAAUUCGCUGAUGGCACCGUUUUGGAGCUGGAAGAUGCGCGUAAUGAGGUCCACAGGAUGAUGAGGCCUGCUAUCGCAUCAAAGAAUGUUUACGCUCACGAUUGGGAAUCAGGAGACUUGGCAAUCUUUUUCAACAGAGGAGUCUGGCACUCCGUCACAGGUCAGUUCUCUCCAGGCGAGAGAAGAUUGAUGCAUCAGUGCAACAUUGCUUCGGGUAAAGAUCCAGUGUGCUUGAGCGAAGACUCAUUGUAUGGUGAGGCAGUAGAUCACGUAAUGGGAAGCUCUGGAAAGGAAGAAAUCGCUGCUUGA
Torulaspora globosa is the source of this 1188-nucleotide messenger RNA. RefSeq names its product TauD/TfdA dioxygenase family protein. The transcript has a single exon. Gene Ontology annotation, molecular function: oxidoreductase activity. Bases 1 to 1188 code for a protein of 395 amino acids. The record is from RefSeq and is a predicted model, not a curated record. Lineage: Eukaryota; Fungi; Ascomycota; Saccharomycetes; Saccharomycetales; Saccharomycetaceae.